UUUUCGAUCUAAUUCUUUUUUUCUCCUCACUGUUAGUUUCCUCUCACUGUGGAUGUGGUGUGUAAUUCACGGCCUCGAUGACAUCUUCGGCAUGAAGUGUGAUGUGUGCAAAACAAUUUAAAUACGGCUGUUUGAAUGAAAUUAAAUUAGUGAUGAAAAUCAGUUCUUUAAAGGAAACAAUUUACAUUCAUAAUUCAUUAACUAUAAUGUGUGUAAACAUUGUUAAUGGUGUAAGAUAACACGUGUUCGUCUGUCAUCACAUUUGGAUUUAUUAAAAGAAAUGACUAUAUAAGUCAAUUAAAUUACUUAUUAAUUUGUUAUCGAUAUUACAAGUUAAAAGUCCCUAUUUCUGAAAAGUGCCAUUCAUAAUGUUAUCAUUUAAUAGUUAUUAGAACUAUUUAGCUUGUGACUAAGAAAGUUGUUAUUUCUAUACUUUAAAAAUUACAUUUUAAUCAAACUCUCAAAAUGGGUCGUUAUUCUGGAAAACAAUGUCGACUUUUAAGCAUGUUUGUGCUUACUGGUGGCUAUUUCUUGGUUGAAAUAUCUGUUGGAUAUGUUACAAAUUCUAUGGCAUUAGUGGCUGAUUCAUUUCAUAUGCUGUCAGAUGUUAUUGCUCUCAUUAUAGCUUUUAUUUCUGUUAAGAUGUCACCAAAAAAGUGGUCAAAAAGUACAUUUGGAUGGGCUCGUGCAGAAGUACUUGGUGCCUUAGUCAAUGCUGUUUUUCUUGUUGCCCUCUGUUUCUCAAUCUUUGUGGAAGCUCUUAAGAGAUUUUACAAGCCUGAAGAAAUUCACAAUCCAGUAUUGAUACUAUAUGUUGGCACUAUUGGGUUGCUUGUAAAUAUUAUUGGAUUAUUUUUGUUCCAUGGACAUGGUCACAGUCAUGGGGGUCACGUUCAUGACAAACGAAAACUACCAACGUUAGAAGAUGUUCUAUCAGAAGGUGAUAUUAAUGACAAUAAAGGAAAUUUCCAACUUCCAGUUCCUUGUGCUCCGCAGGCUGUUGCAAAAGCUGUUAAGGAACCAAAGAAAGAAUCUUCCGCAAGUCAGAUGAAUAUGCAUGGGGUGUUUCUCCAUAUACUAGCUGAUGCAUUAGGUUCUGUGAUUGUAAUUAUCAGUGCAUUGUUAGUUUGGCUUACUGAAUGGCAGUACAUAAACUAUAUUGAUCCCGCUUUAAGUGUAAUCAUGGUUUGUCUCAUUGUUUACUCAACUUGGCCUUUGUUGAAAGAUUCAGCUAUGAUUCUUCUCCAAACUGUGCCAACACAUAUACAAGUAGAUUAUCUUCAAAAUAAAUUGCUUCAUGAGAUUGAUGGUGUCUUAGCUGUUCAUGAAUUUCAUGUUUGGCAAUUGGCUGGUGAAAGAAUAAUAGCUUCAGCACACAUAUGUUGUCGAAACUUAGUGGAUUAUAUGGCGAUUGCUGAAAAAGUAAAGGAAUUUUUUCAUAAUGAAGGAAUUCACUCCACUACAAUUCAGCCAGAAUUUAUAUCUAUGAGUGAUAGUAAAACAGAUAACUGUGUUCUUGACUGCCCAGUGUCCACAAACUGCACUCCUCAAACAUGCUGUGGCUCCAUGAAAGAUGGUAAAAAUGACUCAAAACAUCUUAAUAUAAUGCCUUCGAAAAAUGUUAGUGUUGAUGAUAUGAACAGCUUGAAAGGAAUCUAUAGAAGUUAUGACAGCUCUAGGAACAGUAUUGAAAAAUUGUAGCUGAGUCUUAACUGGCAGAUUUAUUUUCAGGAAACAAUUGGAAGUAUAAACUAGACUUUUGCACCUUUUUUCCUCUACACUUCAUUACAGAUUCAUAUUUUGCACAAAAGAUUUUGGCUUCUUUAUGAACUUCUUGAAAAUAUGCAUACAGGAAUAUCUUACGUGUGAAAUAUUGUAUAUCUAUUUUAUGAGGCGUCGAAUGGAGGAUGGACUAAUUUUCAAAAUUUGAAAUCUUGGAAGCAAAGGACAAUAGAGGAAUAAAACAAAUGGUAUAUCUAUUGGGAAAAUUGUAAAACUUUUAUUCAGGAAUUUUGGAAUUUGGUUUCAAAAGAGUGCACUGCACUCUAUUUAGUUCUUGAAAACAAUACUAAUGCCGUAGAACUGUAAUAUACCUGAAACAAACGUUGUUUAAUAGGACCCAUGAUUUAAACCUCCUGAUCCUGUAUGACAACUCUUAUGCAUAUUAUGAGGCUAGAACUGAUCCCUCUGAUCAACUAUGGCUUGCAGCGCUAUCUGCAGCAAUUUUUGUAACUAAAUUCUAUUUCUGUAUGACUUUUUACAGCUUUCACAAUAAUCAUUGUUUGUUUUAUUCCUCUAUCGCCCUUUGUUCUUAAGAUUUUUAAUUUUGAAAUCUGUCAGUCUUUUGUUGGACAUCCUGCAUAAAGAAUGUGGAUGCUUUCAAGCUUUGUUUUUAAGUGAUUGAAUGGAAUUUUUACCUCUCUAUUAUGGUCAUGAGUCACUAUUUAUUAUGUUGUCUCAAUUGUCUAUUACUCAAUGUAUUUCUAUAUUUUUAAUAGCUUCGCCUGUCUAUGUUUUUAGUGUUUGACGAAAUAUUGAUUCAUGAUCAUGUUUAAAUCUUGAUCCAGGAUUAAUGAAUUUUAAUGACUUUGUCCUUUUUAAGAAAUAUGUUUUUAAUAUACUACUUAGUUUUGAAAACAACAUGCAAAACGAACAAAUAAUCCAAUCUUAUUUUCAAUUGGGUACUAUAAUGAAGCACAUUCUUCAAUGGAAAUGUGAACACGGCAGGUACAAUACAUUUUGUGCUUUGACACUGAAGGGUCUUCUGUAUAGUACUUAAAUGAUUAUGUGUCUGAUUAUGUUACAUUAUUUGUGUUUUGCUUUUUUAAAAAACGUUAUUUAUUUAGAACUCAAAGUAAACUUUGCUUUAUUUAGAUGUUUUUUAAUAUUUUUGCUUUUAAAAGUUAUAUGUGAAAAUAUGUUAUUACAUGUUAACAAAAGCUAAUAAUUUAAAACGUUUUAUCUUGGUGUGUAAGCAGGCGCUGACCUUAAAGAGGCACUAUAGGCAUUAUUUUAUUGGAUUAUGGUUUUUAGAGCUCACUUUAUUUUUACUAUAACAUGGACGAAAAAUCUUAAAUUUUGAGGAUUGCUGUAAAGAUUUCAGUUGAAAUAAAUUCUGCACUAUGUGCAGCCCUUACCGAGAGCAGCUUUAGAUUUAAGGUAGGUAAAGCAUAGACACUUUUUUUAAAAACAUAAAGUAGUUAAAGAUUUGGUUAAUUGCAGUUUAGUUUUUUUUAAAAAUAAUACUGACUAUUUCAUUCACGCUUUUUUUUCUAUUAAAAGAAGCUCUAGAUUAAUAACAAAAAAAGCUUAGACAACCUUUUUUUGUAACAUGAAGGACAAGUAGUCAGUUUGAAGCUCUUUUAGAAAUGCAGAAUAUUUUAUCCUAAGACAAACUUCUUUUCUUACUACAGGCAGCCCUAUAUUUAAGGCAUAAAAAGCCUAGACAAGCUUUUUUUAAAACAUAUAAAGGAAGAAGUUUGUCAAUUGUAGCUUUUUCAACGAUACGGAAUAUUUUAUUCUAAGACAUGCUUUUUUUUGUACUAAAGGCAACUCUAGGUUUAAGACAUAAAAACCUAAGCAACCUUUUUUAAAAAAUGAAGAAUGAUAAGUCGGUUAAUUGUAGCAUUCUUAACAAUAGUGGAUACUUUAACCCAAGACAUGUUCUUUUCUAAUUUUUUUUAAUUAGUUAGUUAUCAAUUUUCUACUAAAAGCAGAUUUGGGUUAAAGUGUUUAAAAGAGAUUAAAAAAGGCCUUUUUAAAACAUAAAGUGAGAGAAGUUAGUUAAUUGUAGCUUUCUUAACAAAACUAAUUGUUUUACCCCAAAACUUGUUUUUUCCUUAUUAAAAGAAACUUUAGAUUUGAAGUAGCAAUGGCCUAGACAUUUUUUUAAUGCCUUCCAGUUACCUCAGCUGAGUUUAGAUUUGAUUGGAUCUUAGAUUUACUAUAUAACAAAGCUGCUACUAUUAUGCCUGUGUAAUCUCAAGCAAUCUGAUCUUUAGAAAAAGAGCUUUUUUUACAACACAUUUGAAAACUGCCACUUUCUUAGCAUUAUAAUAGUAGCUAAAUCUAAGUAAAACUUGUUAACAUGUUCAAAGUAAUUUAAAACCUAAAUAGCUGUUUAUAUUUAAAUUCCUUUUAAUAAGUCUUACAUGUAAUUCAAUUAUUUUAUCAAACAGACAUAUCUUUUAAGUCAAAAAGUGUUUAAAAAGAAAUUAAAAUAAUAAUAUAUAUACAAAUAUUAGCAUGCAAAAGUCUCUGGUAAGUAUAUUAUAAAUUUUCUAGCUUUUGGCUGCUUAAAUGAGUGAAAAAGAAUUAUUUCAAUUAUGCAUAUAGAGGACCUGCACUAAGGACUUCAGAUUAUUAGCCAAAUAUCAAAAGUCAUAUGGCAACGAAUAUAAUCUUAAUUUUAAGGUAGUUUGUCUCAUACUUACAUAAUCUCUUUUGUUGCUUAAUGCUUACAUUAUCUGGACUUAAUAUAAUUCUAAUCGGUUAUGUGACAUAUCUAGCGGAAAUUACUGUAAUCUAAUAAAAAAAAUACAGGAUUUGUACAGAAAAAUUCUUUUUAACGUUUUUUUUCAGGAUCAAGAGGGAAAAAAAAAUCUUUUUCGUCGAAAAUAUCAUUGGCCAAUAUUUUCGUUGUAUUUGCGAUUUUAUCACAUUUGGUGAGGUGGCGAAAUGCUAAAACGCGAGCUCUGCAUAUAUUUGCAUACAUAUAUAAAUACUUAGUUUCAAAAAACAUUUCAUUUUAUGAUAAAAUCUCCUGAAAUUUAAUGAAAAAGUUCAUCAGAUAGUGAAUUUAACUUCACUUAAUUGUUUUAUUCAAAAUAUAAGAAGUUCCAAUUAUCUGCCUACACUAGGUGUUCCUCACUUUUAUAUUCAUUUAAAUGUCUACUUAAAUAUACCUGUUUUUGUAAGUGCCAAAGGUUUAAUGUGUAAUUUUCAAUACGAUGAAUAAAAUCUUAACCAUAUUACUUUUAAUAUAAAACUUUUGUGUUAUAUAUUUUUACACAAUGUCAUUUUAUAAGAUUUCAUUACUCAAAACUGUAAUAAAUGUUUGUGCUUUUCAUAUUUUUUCUAAAAAGAUUUUUUAUGAAAUCAUGUUAAAGAGCUACUUAUUAAAUUAUUAGAUUUUUUUUAAAACCUUUAUCAAAUAUUUAAAUUAAAUAGUAUUUUUACUCAAUCAUUUGAUGGUGAUUUCAUAGAAUUUAUAAUGAAAUUCAUACAUUUUGUAAAUCUUUAUAGUAUGUAUGUAUUAUUUUAAUGUUUGAUAACUAAGUUGUUAUGCUGUUGUACUAUUUUUCAGAUAUUUUAUUUAGCAUAUUUUUGUUUUAUUUCUUAUUAAAUUUUAUAUUAAUUUGAAAAUUUAUUUAAAAUUAGAUUUAUCUUUAAAAAAAUUUGGUGACUUGCUCACUAAACUCUUAUCUACCAUCAUUUUUAAAUGUUUUCAUAGUGUUAAUGUAUAUUAUUAACUAAAAGCAUGUUACUAUAUUAUAUUCUUAAUGUUUCAUUAACUCUUUUCAGGUAAUUAAGCAUGAUAAAUAUAUUGUUUAUUUUUUCAACAUCAUUAAUUUCAUUCAAGACAAUUUUUUUCCACUGAUGAUUUUGUUUGUGUAUUGCUGGUUGGUUUAUUUGAUUAUCUGUAACUUAUAAAAUAUGAAUAAAGUAGUUGAUAUUUUUUUCUAAAUCAUAACUAUCUAAAAGAGACCAUUUAAGUAAAGUUAUAAAAUUUCACUGAGAAUUUGAUAGCUUUUCUUGAAUUACUCAAAAUAUUCAGGUAGAAUUUCAACAAAUAUGUUUUUAUCUAAUCUGGAUCUUAAUGCAGUUGAAAAAAAAAACGUUAACAAGUUGAAGUUAACAUUUCAUAACACAGAAGAAAAAAUUUUUGUAUAUUGUAAAAUUUUAUCUUUUAAAGGUAUCAAUUGUCUUGAACAGGAAAUUUAAUUAUAAAAUUUGAGCCACACAUUAACAGUGAGCUGUUUUUAUUUACUUAAUAUUUAUCUGUGAUAACUACUCCUGUCAAAGUGUGUAUAUAUUGUUUAUAAUUUCGUUUAGUACUCAUGAUUACAUGUUUUUUUUUUGCCACAAUACCAUAUUGAUUUGUGUAUGUAAAAUAUUUUAUAUCUUUAAGAACAUUUACUGAUUUGUGCUUCUAAGAAAUUUUGCAAGUGUUCAUUUUGUAAAAAUUCCUAGAAACUGUUUUAGAGCAUGCUCAUUGAUAUGCAACUUCAUUAUCUAUCCAUUGCUAAAUAAAAUGUUUCUUUUAUUUAAAUUCUA
Parasteatoda tepidariorum (common house spider) is the source of this 6276-nucleotide messenger RNA. Its product is annotated as proton-coupled zinc antiporter SLC30A1. The record is from RefSeq and is a predicted model, not a curated record. Lineage: Eukaryota; Metazoa; Arthropoda; Arachnida; Araneae; Theridiidae. Gene Ontology annotation, cellular component: membrane. Gene Ontology annotation, molecular function: zinc ion transmembrane transporter activity. Gene Ontology annotation, biological process: zinc ion transmembrane transport; intracellular zinc ion homeostasis; detoxification of zinc ion.